AUGACCAGUGACAGUAUCACCAAUGACAUCAUGACCAGUGACAGUAUCACCAAUGACAUCAUGACCAGUGACAGUAUCACCAAUGACAUCAUGACCAGUGACAGUAUCACCAAUGACAUUAUCGCCAGUGACAGUAUCACCAAUGACAUUAUCGCCAGUGACAGUAUCACCAAUGACAUUAUCGCCAGUGACAGUAUCACCAAUGACAUCAUGACCAGUGACAGUAUCACCAAUGACAUUAUCGCCAGUGACAGUAUCAUCAAUGACAUUAUCGCCAGUGACAGUAUCACCAAUGACAUUAUCGCCAGUGACAGUAUCAUCAAUGACAUUAUCGCCAGUGACAGUAUCAUCAAUGACAUUAUCGCCAGUGACAGUAUCAUCAAUGACAUUAUCGCCAGUGACAGUAUCACCAAUGACAUUAUCGCCAGUGACAGUAUCAUCAAUGACAUUAUCGCCAGUGACAGUAUCAUCAAUGACAUUAUCGCCAGUGACAGUAUCACCAAUGACAUUAUCGCCAGUGACAGUAUCACCAAUGACAUUAUCGCCAGUGACAGUAUCACCAAUGACAUCAUCUCCAGUGACAGUAUCACCAAUGACAUUAUCGCCAGUGACAGUAUCACCAAUGACAUUAUCGCCAGUGACAGUAUCACCAAUGAAAUCAUGACCAGUGACAGUAUCACCAAUGACAUUAUCGCCAGUGACAGUAUCAUCAAUGACAUUAUCGCCAGUGACAGUAUCACCAAUGACAUUAUCGCCAGUGACAGUAUCACCAAUGACAUCAUGACCAGUGACAGUAUCACCAAUGACAUUAUCGCCAGUGACAGUAUCAUCAAUGACAUUAUCGCCAGUGACAGUAUCAUCAAUGACAUUAUCGCCAGUGACAGUAUCAUCAAUGACAUUAUCGCCAGUGACAGUAUCACCAAUGACAUUAUCGCCAGUGACAGUAUCAUCAAUGACAUUAUCGCCAGUGACAGUAUCACCAAUGACAUUAUCGCCAGUGACAGUAUCACCAAUGACAUUAUCGCCAGUGACAGUAUCACCAAUGACAUUAUCGCCAGUGACAGUAUCACCAAUGACAUUAUCGCCAGUGACAGUAUCACCAAUGACAUCAUGACCAGUGACAGUAUCACCAAUGACAUUAUCGCCAGUGACAGUAUCAUCAAUGACAUUAUCGCCAGUGACAGUAUCACCAAUGACAUUAUCGCCAGUGACAGUAUCAUCAAUGACAUUAUCGCCAGUGACAGUAUCAUCAAUGACAUUAUCGCCAGUGACAGUAUCACCAAUGACAUUAUCGCCAGUGACAGUAUCACCAAUGACAUUAUCGCCAGUGACAGUAUCACUAAUGACAUCAUGACCAGUGACAGUAUCACCAAUGACAUUAUCGCCAGUGACAGUAUCAUCAAAGACAUUAUCGCCAGUGACAGUAUCACCAAUGACAUUAUCGCCAGUGACAGUAUCACCAAUGACAUCAUGACUAGUGACAGUAUCACCAAUGACAUUAUCGCCAGUGACAGUAUCAUCAAUGACAUUAUCGCCAGUGACAGUAUCAUCAAUGACAUUAUCGCCAGUGACAGUAUCAUCAAUGACAUUAUCGCCAGUGACAGUAUCACCAAUGACAUUAUCGCCAGUGACAGUAUCACCAAUGACAUUAUCGCCAGUGACAGUAUCACCAAUGACAUCAUCUCCAGUGACAGUAUCACCAAUGACAUUAUCGCCAGUGACAGUAUCACCAAUGACAUUAUCGCCAGUGACAGUAUCACCAAUGACAUCAUGACCAGUGACAGUAUCACCAAUGACAUUAUCGCCAGUGACAGUAUCAUCAAUGACAUUAUCGCCAGUGACAGUAUCACCAAUGACAUUAUCGCCAGUGACAGUAUCACCAAUGACAUCAUGACCAGUGACAGUAUCACCAAUGACAUUAUCGCCAGUGACAGUAUCAUCAAUGACAUUAUCGCCAGUGACAGUAUCAUCAAUGACAUUAUCGCCAGUGACAGUAUCAUCAAUGACAUUAUCGCCAGUGACAGUAUCAUCAAUGACAUUAUCGCCAGUGACAGUAUCACCAAUGACAUUAUCGCCAGUGACAGUAUCACCAAUGACAUUAUCGCCAGUGACAGUAUCACCAAUGACAUUAUCGCCAGUGACAGUAUCACCAAUGACAUUAUCGCCAGUGACAGUAUCACCAAUGACAUCAUGACCAGUGACAGUAUCACCAAUGACAUUAUCGCCAGUGACAGUAUCAUCAAUGACAUUAUCGCCAGUGACAGUAUCACCAAUGACAUUAUCGCCAGUGACAGUAUCAUCAAUGACAUUAUCGCCAGUGACAGUAUCAUCAAUGACAUUAUCGCCAGUGACAGUAUCACCAAUGACAUUAUCGCCAGUGACAGUAUCACCAAUGACAUUAUCGCCAGUGACAGUAUUACCAAUGACAUUAUCGCCAGUGACAGUAUCACCAAUGACAUUAUCGCCAGUGACAGUAUCACCAAUGACAUUAUCGCCAGUGACAGUAUCACCAAUGACAUCAUGACCAGUGACAGUAUCACCAAUGACAAUGGUUGGUCCAGAAUGCUCCAGUUGUACACUGCAAUUCAUGUGUGUGUGUGUUUGCCGCGUGUCGUAGCAACUACAAAAAGUCAAGUGUAA
Molecule: messenger RNA, 2640 nt
Organism: Biomphalaria glabrata
Lineage: Eukaryota; Metazoa; Mollusca; Gastropoda; Planorbidae
Product: serine-rich adhesin for platelets-like
Exons: 1
Coding region: 1-2640 (879 amino acids)
Source: RefSeq, a predicted model, not a curated record